UUUUUAGCAAAGUCGUCGCAAAGCCGCACUGACGCCUCUGCCCGGCAGCGUGGUUCUGUCUGUUUUCUUCUCCUCUGUCCUUCACAGCGGCGCCGCUAACAGCCCUGCUCCUCACAUCAGCACAGACAUGGCCAAACUGAGCAAAGAGACCAAGCAGCGGCUGCAGCAGGUCUUCCAGUGCGGGCAGUUCGUUAUCCGGUGGGGGUUCAUCCCCACCGUCCUUUACCUGGGAUUCAAACGGGGAGCAGAUCCUGGAAUGCCAGAACCAACAGUUCUCAGUUUGCUUUGGGGAUGAAGAGCAAUGAUGAAGAAAGCUCCUGCAGAAGAUCAAACCAUCUCAACUACUUUGUCCCAGAGGCUUAGUGUCUGGACUGUUUAAGGAGACUCGUGCAUCACCUGUCAGAAGGCAAAACUAUGAUUACAUACUUUUAUGAACUUGUUUCAGCAAUGUUUUAGGCCUCCUAAACUCUUCUCCACACCACCUGUUAUUACAGAUCGUCAAGAACCAUCGAGUCCUAUUUUUUGUUUGAUUUUAUUUUAUAUGUUUGAAAGUUCAUUGUUCAUUUGUGAGCUGCAUCCUUUCUCAAGUUCGGUUUGUUUUCAUGAGAACAUAAAACAAAACAAACAGGUAUUUGAACUCAAUAAAACUUUAUUUAUCCUCA
Messenger RNA from Pygocentrus nattereri (red-bellied piranha), 662 nucleotides. RefSeq names its product translocase of outer mitochondrial membrane 7 homolog (yeast) (gene tomm7). The transcript has 3 exons. Gene Ontology annotation, biological process: protein import into mitochondrial matrix. Gene Ontology annotation, cellular component: mitochondrial outer membrane translocase complex. The coding region runs from base 128 to 295 and encodes 55 amino acids. The record is from RefSeq and is a predicted model, not a curated record. NCBI's taxonomy places the organism in Eukaryota, Metazoa, Chordata, Actinopteri, Characiformes, Serrasalmidae.